Molecule: messenger RNA, 1176 nt
Organism: Parastagonospora nodorum SN15
Lineage: Eukaryota; Fungi; Ascomycota; Dothideomycetes; Pleosporales; Phaeosphaeriaceae
Exons: 4
Coding region: 1-915 (304 amino acids)
Biological process (GO): Golgi organization
Cellular component (GO): endoplasmic reticulum; endoplasmic reticulum-Golgi intermediate compartment; membrane
Source: RefSeq, a predicted model, not a curated record
AUGGCGCAAAUCCGUGGCACAGCCGGCUACCAUCUUGGCAACCAGAGCCCUUUCGGCAAUGCUGGGCGAACCGACAACAGCACGAACGACCCGAGUCCGCUGGACCAGUUGAGGGCGCAGACGAGCAAGAUUGAGGACAUGCUGGACACCUUGUCCGACCCCAUCAAGCCAUACCUACCAGCCAUUGGCCGCUUCUUGAUUGUCGUUACUUUCCUCGAGGAUGCGCUGCGCAUAAUAACCCAAUGGCGCGAUCAGCUCACAUAUCUUCACGACUACCGACACAUCUGGAACGGCGUCACACACCUCUUCCUCAUCGUCAACGUCAUCGUCAUGACCGGCGCCUCAAUCAUGGUAAUCGCGCGGAAACACUCGGAAUACGCUGUAGCUGGUCUUAUGGGCGUCGUGGUUUUGCAGGGUAUUGGAUACGGCUUGGUCUUCGACCUGAACUUCUUUUUGCGCAACCUGUCGGUCAUGGGAGGACUGCUUAUGGUCCUUUCUGACUCCUGGGUUCGCAAGAAGUUCGCCCCCGCUGGCCUCCCCACCCUUGACGAGAAGGACAAGAAGAUGUACUUCCAGCUUGCGGGCCGUGUCCUUCUCAUCUUCCUUUUCGUCGGCUUUGUUUUCCGUGGUGAAUGGGGUUUCUGGAGAAUUGUUGCCAGUCUUCUCGGACUCGUCGCUUGUAUCAUGGUUGUUGUUGGAUUCAAGGCCAAGUUCUCGGCGAUCAUGUUGGUGCUUAUUCUUAGCAUCUUCAACCUCUACGUCAACAACUUCUGGAAGCUCCACCCACACCACCCGCACAAGGACUUUGCGAAGUACGACUUCUUCCAGAUCCUUUCCAUUGUCGGUGGUCUCCUUUUGCUGGUCAACAUGGGUCCAGGUCAGUUCUCCGUCGACGAGAAGAAGAAGGUCUACUAGACGAUAUCUACAUUCCGCGACUCGCAUAUCGAUAUGAAUCCUGGGUGCAAGCGUCCAGUGCAUUUGAUAACACGUACCUAUCAUGAGCGACGCAGGACGGCAUCUAUUCGAGCCAGGCGGCAGUACGUUGAGGAGAAACUAGGGACAGGGAUAAAAGCGAAGAUGCCCCAGCAUGGCGUCUGGCAGGCAUGCUAUGUGUAGACUACGAAUAUCCGGCGUUCAUAUAAGGUGCAAUUAGACAGAAUUGCCCCACAUUGGAAA